Molecule: messenger RNA, 2206 nt
Organism: Limulus polyphemus (Atlantic horseshoe crab)
Lineage: Eukaryota; Metazoa; Arthropoda; Merostomata; Xiphosura; Limulidae
Exons: 4
Coding region: 10-1440 (476 amino acids)
Cellular component (GO): nucleus
Source: RefSeq, a predicted model, not a curated record
UACAAUAAAAUGGUCUCUGAACCAAAACCUAAAAAGCCAAGAAAAAAGCCAAAGCCCUCUGCUCUGACAAGGCCUACUAAAAGGAAUAAGAAGAAAAAGAAACAACAAAAUAUCCGUCCCUUAUCACCCUCAUUAAGUUCUCACCUCAAUGAAAGUGAAGAAAAUAGCAGUACCGUUACAAAGAGUGAACCGGUGUCUGUAGAAGAAACAGAACCACCAGUUGAUGCAGGGGAAGUAAAGGAUCUAGGUGGACAGCUUAAUUCAGACUUAGGCAGUGACUUGGAUGAACAGUUAUCACCAGGAACGAUUGAGAAAACCCUUGAAUUCCCUCUUGAUGCUGCAGAGCUAGCACAUCAAGCUAGUAAACUUCUUGAAGAACAUGAUUUUACAGAGGUUUUGAACAAGAUACCUGAUGAAGCUUUCACAGAGCUGUUUGCUGAAAGUAAGAAUGGAGAAUAUGUCCCUUCAAGAGAAGAGACAGAAGAGCUGGAAAGGGCACUAGCAGCUGUAUCUAAAGAUGUACGAAUGGCUAAAGAGUCUCUUGCGAAGCUGUCGGGAACAGGACGAGAGCUCGGUGACCUUCGCAGCGGCCUGCUCGAAUCAGAUAACCUGGUUGUGCCAGUGAAUGAGAAUUCAUUUCAUGAACUGGCCCACAGUGGAUUGGAUAACCUCAAUGUCAUCACCAGUACCUUGUCUAGUGACCUGACCUCUUUGUCUGAGGAUCUUUCAACUAUGGCUCAAGGUCAUAUGUCCCAUCCUUCCCUCGUAUCAGAAAGCCACUUGUUACAUAAUUCACUUCUCACUCUACCAUCUGAUCUUUCUCAUUCAGCUUCCAUAAAUGGCUAUUACCUAGGACAAAGUCGUAUCCAGUCAGAUGGUUUUGGGCUACUCUCUAGUGUUCUUGAUGGUGGAGUAAUAUCGUACUCUGCUGUUGAUCCAGGAAUAAUCAGCUCAGUGGACUGUAACUAUCCUCAUGGUGCCUCACAUUUUUCAACUACAGCCGUAGGCCUUGGAAAUUCCAACACGUCGGCAGCAAAUACUGUUUUCUCGUCAGUAAGUUCUUUUUUAACGACGGGGUCUGUCAGCACUAGUAAUACGGGGGAAGAAACUGUAGACCAUACGUCACCAGAGUGGUUUCUCCCUUGUUCGGAAUCUUUCUCACACCCAGCCAAUCAAAAUGGGUUUUGCAUCAGUUCUACAGCAAAUGGCCAAGUUUUACCUAGCGUACAGCAGUUAUUAACUACCAUUGGGAAGUAUCCUCUUCAUACGUUAAGUACCGAAGUUUCAGUGGUGUCCAGUCCCAGCAGCUUGUCCACUCCAACAGUCCUCAGCGAGAAGGUAGCCGACGGAGAUCACAUUCAAACUAUGUGCGUCACCGGUACUUCAAAUGUUUUAACAGAAAAUCCUGGAACAGUCAUUGCACAGGGAGGUGCUUCCUAGCACUAGCUUGUAAUUUUAAGUCAACAUUUUGAGACUGUAAAGUAGUGAGAAUAAUUGUACAUUCAGUGUUCCUUGUAAAGAUGGCUGUAGAUACACACUUUAGUUUUCUUAUGUUUGAAACCUGCAUUUGGACGGGUACUUCUGGUGACCAGACCAUGCUCAACUGCUGAUUAAUUUUUUGUUUUUUUAAUUGUAAAGGUUAGAUGAAUGACCUAAAUUUAAAGUUAGUUUUUACACUGAAUACUUCUGUUUGUACAGCUAAUACUUUUGUUUGUUUCCUUUUGUACAUUAACUUGUUACACUACUUUGUAUUAUAUUCAAACUCUAAGGACCACUUCUUUAUGAGCAAAAGAUAUUAUAUUCCAGACUUUUCUCAUUUUGUAAUUUUAUGGAAAUCUUUUUUCAAAAGGAAACUUGAUAUCUGAAUAUUUUGAACAGUAGAUUAAAAAUAAAAAUUUUUAAAUUUGAAUCUUUUUUUAUCACUAUGAUUUAAAUGCAGAUGUGAAUUGUUAAAAAAAAAGGUAUUUUCUUAGAGUUUUCAAGCAAUACUUCAAUGAUGUCUAUUUUUAAUUAAAUGUUAAUUAGAUAAGUAGGUAAGUCAGCAAUGAUUAGACGAUUGAUUAAAUAGUUUUUUGCAACAGGAGAAAAUUGCACUUGCUGUCAGUCUCGGAGUGUCAAUACUUUUGAAAUGAGAAGACAUAUUUUAUCAUCCCAUUUUACCAUUAUUAUUGUUAAUUGAUUAAAAGAUUAAUUUUGCUUUUCUCAU